GUCCAUCUCAAUAUGAUGUUUACAUUUUAUUUAUUUUGUUUACUAAAAACUGAGGAGAGCAUCCAACCCAUUUGAAUAUAAUACUGUGAAUACCUUGACAGCCAUGCCACAACUAGUUCAUAUUAUAUAUAUAUACACACACAGUAUAAAGACACACCAUAAAGAACAAGUUUCAGCUGUGUGAUAAUUUGGUGUUUUCUUGUUUAGUUUGUUGCUUUUGAGUUGCAUAAUAAAAUGGAGAAAAAGCAAGUUGGGGAGCUUGUAUCUGUGACCUUCACAUGGAGGAUUGAAAAAUUCUCAAGGUUGAGACCCCAGAAGCAUUACUCUGAGGGUUUCGCCGUCGGUGAUUUUAAAUGGCAGAUCGUUGUAUAUCCAAAGGGAAGCAGUGGAAAUCCCGGAAAGCACGACCUGUCAAUAUAUUUGAAUGUCGCAGAUGCUAAAACAUUGUCAUCUGGGUGGAGCAGAUAUGCCCAAUUCACCUUGACCGUCGUCAAUCAACUUGACAGUGAUAAGUCCAUAACAUUUGAAACUAAACAUGUGUUCAGCGCAAGUAAAAGUGAUUGGGGCUUCACAUCAUUCAUGCCUCUAAGUGAACUUUCUGAUUGCACCGAAGGGUUUCUUGUGAAUGAUGCAUGUGUUCUGGAAGCCGAGGUGGCUGUAAGUCAGGUUGACUACACGAGUGCUUCUGAAGUCCAUGAAACUUGGUUUUUUACACCUACAAAACCCUCAGAGAACGAAAAUGAAAGGCAAGGACAUUCAAAUGUGGACGCUGUGCAAUUUCCACAUGUGCUUGCUUUUCUGGAUUCACCAAGUUCUGCACAAAAGCAAACAAUUGCUGAUUCGUUGCAAGCUCCAAUCUUUUCAAAAGCACUUACGACAUCCAGUUCUUAUCAAGUGCUUGCUUUCCAGGAAGAACCAAGCUCUGAACAAUAUUGCCCUGAGCCCAACGAUAGCCCUGUUGAAUCUCCCAUAGUCAAGGAACAUGAGCUAGCACACUCCACCCCACUUGGUGAGCUCAUGGAUUUCCAGGGUUUAGGGAAAAUAGACAAAGAUUAUGUUCCAUUUCUAGAGGAAGUCUGUUUGUUGCAUCCUUCAUUGAUCGAGUGCCAAAGGAAGAAAAGUCGUGUGUUUACUGAAUGGGCAUUCACAGCUUUGGGUAGACUCCUGCACUUUUUGAAGACUACAAAGGGUAAGGAUAUGAUCGAGGAUCCCUGUGAGGAGCACCUUCAACUUUUAUGGGAGGAGCUUGGAACCUUCAAAUUGGACUUGGCUUGGUUGGAGCCUCAUGUUCAGUCUGCUUUGGGUAUGAAGAAGUUUGUGGAAAGGGAACGACAUGUAACGGAGCUGAGAAAUAAUGUGGAUGCUUGGGAUAUUGAGAUCAAGAGGUUGAAGGCUUGGCUAACUGUUGCGGAGGUAGAAUUUGUGGUUGCGAAAACAGACAUGGGAGAGGCAGAAGAAAGCUUUGUUGCAAUAAAUAUGGAUAGUGAGCUCGGUUAUGGCGGGAGGCAUUAGCUGUCCUUGCAGAAUUCUCUCUUUUAUAUGAAAAAAACACAUGCAAUCUAUGUAUUACAGAAUUCUCUCUUUUAUAUGAAAAAAAACACAUGCAAUCUAUGUAUUACAGGCCAAACUCCCUUGCAUGUUAGAUGAAUGUGUUCAUGUUUCUUAACAAUGGAGCGGGAAUGCCCCGCCAUUUCAGUUUUUGUUCUGAAUCAAACUCCUCCAGCUGAAGUUAACUCACUCUCACUCCCCUUCACCCAUCUUAACAAUAGCAAAACCUCUGUAUGUGGUGAGUGUUGGCGUGAGUCAACGUCCUAGGAGGAUUAGGAAUAUAGGCAAUGUCCUAGGAGGAUUAGGGAUGUAGGUGUGUUUCCUACUUUGAUUGUAAAUCGUUUAAUAUUCCUUGUAUCACAAGGAUUGGAGUUGUAUAUAGACCUUCCAACGGGAGAAGAAGAAUAAUACAGAGAAUUAUUAGAA
Messenger RNA from Pyrus x bretschneideri (Chinese white pear), 1974 nucleotides. RefSeq lists its product as uncharacterized. Lineage: Eukaryota; Viridiplantae; Streptophyta; Magnoliopsida; Rosales; Rosaceae. The record is from RefSeq and is a predicted model, not a curated record. Gene Ontology annotation, molecular function: protein binding. The transcript is spliced from 3 exons. The coding region runs from base 235 to 1512 and encodes 425 amino acids.